Larimichthys crocea (large yellow croaker) is the source of this 2594-nucleotide messenger RNA. Its product is annotated as interleukin-17 receptor C. The record is from RefSeq and is a predicted model, not a curated record. Gene Ontology annotation, molecular function: interleukin-17 receptor activity. Lineage: Eukaryota; Metazoa; Chordata; Actinopteri; Sciaenidae. The transcript has 16 exons. Bases 213 to 2411 code for a protein of 732 amino acids.
AAGACACGCGUGGAGCCAAAGAGGAGAGUCACGACAGUUGACCCGUGUGGGACAAGUCAUGGUCUCUAGUUUCUCUUCCUUUCUCACUGAUCUGAGGGCACCGGUCUUUUUGCUCUUUGUGUUUCGGAUGACAGGAGUCUAGUAGUCGUGGAUCAGGAGACGCGCGCUCUUGAGGGACCCUCUGUGCCAGGCGCAGAGGAGCUCUCCAAGAAAUGGCUUUCACUAUCUUUCGGGGGCCACGUGUUUCUGUUUUGUGGCUCCUGCGCUUUUGGCUGCUCUUGACCGCAAGAGCCCUGGAGAUAGUCGACAUAACCGCGCCUGAACUCAGCUGUAGCGAGGGUCUGACUGACUGCCAGGUGAGCUCAGCCUCCCAGUACAGUGCUGUGCUGCCCGAUACAGAUGAUACAGUGAGUGUAACACAUGUGAAGCUUAAAGCGAGUCUGUGCUGUCCAGCCAAACAAGACUGUGAACCGUGUCUGCAAAUUAUCAUCGCAGUUCAAGUCAGGAAUGCAGAGCAGGUUUCUGAGCAAUCUGGUGAACGUAACGAUGAAGAGGAAUUCAUUGGCAUGACUCAAAUGCUAGAAGGAAGUGGUCAGAUGAUGAUUCCCGAGCCAAGAGCUUCGUUGAAAGUGUGUUGCAGCUCUCCGUACUCCAAUGUUUGUAAGACACUCCAGUUUAAAACAAGAGCCUCCGGUUUACAGACGUCUCAACUGCCCACACACGAGCUGCUGUUGACAGAGAAAGUUACGUUGGGCAUUCCUGUUGUUGUCCAUGUCGACGCUCAGUCAAAUGAAGCUCACCACAUUCAAAACAUCACAGUCCCGUCCUUGGAAGAUGUUUGCUCCAUGAAACUAGAACGGACUGUGAAGGAAUGUGAUGCCCCAAGAAUCAGAGCUGUGACUGAUCACAAGAGAAAUGUGGUCCGCCUCAAGCUAAUGAACACAGAUGUUAAGAGACAAGAUGAAAUCAUGUGUCAGAUGAUUUGGAAUGGAAUGCCUGGAGAAGUCCUUCCUUGGCUGAAAGGAAAGAGAGAAAUUGUAAUUUCCUCAAACGCUGUUGCACCAUGCCUGUGCUUCGAGGUGUGGUGGAAGGGAAAGUUAUUUCGAAGAAAAUCCUGCCCGUUCAAAGACCAGCAAGGUAAAAAUGUGCUGGAAAGAAUGCAGCACAACGUGUCUGUGUCUAUGGCAGAGUGUCAGAUAAGAGAGGGUGGCACAGAGCUGUGCUGGAAUGUGACUGCCCCCUGCAGACUGCAGGCAGAGGUGUGGCUGUGCAAGAAUGAUCUGGCAGGAGGCCAGUGUGAAGAGGUGACGGGCUCCAGACAGUGGGUGCACGACCACUCCGGCUGGAGUGCAACACGCGCUGGACACUGGAAAGCAGGAGCGUUCAAUGUGUCGUCUCAUCCUCUGCUUUGCGUUCAGAUGAAGAUACAUGGGAUGGAGUCAUACUUAGAGCCACAGUGUCCAUUUGCAACAUCUCGAUGGAGAUGGAGUCUGCCACUUGUCAUUGGAUUACUACUUAUGUGUGUGGCAAUACUUGGAGCCUACCUCAUCCAGGGUGUCUUAAAAGGCUACAUGUGGAGAUGGUUGAAAGAAGAGGAUGUUAAAGGUGCAGUGGGUGGCGGUCAUGUGGUGUUGCUGUACCCACCUGGCGAUGACCAGGCUUUGCCAGAGUUAAUGAGUCACCUGGGCACGUCCCUUCAAGCUCUGGGCUUCACUGUGUCUCUAGACCUGUGGAGCCAGACCGAGCUCUGCCUUCUGGGUCCUGUCCCUUGGUUCCACUCAAGACUGAACCGACUGCAAAAACAGGGGGGCAAAGUGGUGCUAGUCCUAACCCAGGCUGCCUGGAUAAGGGCCGAAGAAUGGGGAGCUGGGAGCUGGGAGAAAAACACUACAAAGGAGAAGAACAGAGAGGGAGAGGAGGCAGGCAAAAGCUACGGUGCCUCUUCUCCCUGUGUAGAUGUUUUCACUGCUUCAUUAAGCUGUAUUCUAGCAGACUACUUACAGGGCCGCGCUGGUGAGCGGUUUAUGUUGGUGCAGUUUGAAUCGCUUCCACCAGAGCCUCCAGGUGGCUUCCGGCCGCUGCCAGAACUUUUUCGUGGCCUUCAUUUGUACAGCCUCCCCUCCCAGAGCCUGGGUUUUCUGACUGAACUGGCCGGGGCUCGGCAAAUGGCUACUGCAUCGGCCAGACGAAAAAGAGCAGGGGGGCUCAGGAUGGCUUCCCGAGCUUUAGCACGAGGGCUGUCAGGGUUCACAGCAGGGACUUCUGUAUUACGCCUUGCAGGAGUGCCCCAGAGUUGCGUUGGGGUUGAAGCUGAAGACUCUGGGGAAACCAUGCCCUUGCAACCAUGUCUUGUUACUCCUCCCUCCAGCCCUGACACAAGCCCCAAGGCCAGUGAAAUGGACUGGGUCUGAUGGCAGGAGAGGAGCGCACAUCACCAAGCUUCAUAUUUGAUAUGAGUUGACUCUGGAGAUAAAUCAAAACAUUUGCUGGUCUAAACAUCUUUAUGUUUCUAGCAACCUUUUUGAAUAAAAGCCGGGGUGUUAUAGCUUGAGCUCUUUCUGCUCUAGAUACAUAAAAGUGCACAACAUUAAAAC